UAAGCUUCUCUCUCCCAGCAGGAAAAAAAAAGCACCCUUUGGUCCAUUUCCCAAUUACAUACCUGUCAAUUACCUCUCCUGGCAGCUUGGAAACUUUCAAUUGAACCAUCAUAAUGUUUGCUAGAACUGCCUUCAGGGUUGCGCAGCCCCUCAAGCUGCAAGCCCGCCGCUACGCCACCGAGCCCGCUGCCAAGGGCAGCAGCUCCAACACGGCGCUCUACGCCGGCGGCGCGGCCGCCGUCGCGGGCGGCGCCUACUACUUCCUCGCGGGAGGCUCCUCGGGUGCGGCGCAAAAGGCCGAGGCCAAGGUCAAGGAGGCCGUCGGCGCGGCGCCCAAGAAGGCGCUCACGGGCGGCGACCAGGGCUUCGUGUCCCUGAAGCUCGAGGACACCGAGAUCAUCAACCACAACACCAAGAAGCUCCGCUUCAAGCUGCCCGAGGACGACAUGGUUUCUGGUCUCGACGUCGCGAGCGCCAUCUUGACCAAGUACAAGGGUCCCGAGGACGAGAAGGCUACCUUGAGGCCUUAUACUCCUACCAGCGAUGAGGACGCCAAGGGCUACCUUGAGCUCAUCGUCAAGAAGUACCCCAACGGCCCCAUGUCGACGCACAUGCACGACAUGACCCCCGGCCAGCGCCUCGACUUCAAGGGCCCCCUCCCCAAGUACGCCUGGUCCCCCAACAAGCACGAGCACAUCGCCCUCGUCGCCGGCGGCACGGGCAUCACGCCCAUGUACCAGCUCGCGCGCGCCAUCUUCAACAACCCCGAGGACAAGACCAAGGUGACGCUCGUCUUCGGCAACGUGACGGAGGAGGACAUCCUCCUCAAGAAGGAGCUCGCCGAGCUCGAGAACACGUACCCGCAGCGCUUCCGCGCCUUUUACGUGCUCGACAAGCCGCCCAAGGAGUGGAGCGGCAACAAGGGCUUCAUCAGCAAGGAGCUGCUGAAGCAGGUCCUCCCCGAGCCCAAGAGCGAGAACAUCAAGGUGUUCGUGUGCGGUCCCCCCGGGCUGAUGAAUGCUAUCUCUGGUAACAAGAAGAGCCCCAAGGACCAGGGCGAGCUUGUCGGUACCCUCAAGGAGCUGGGAUACUCUCCUGAGCAGGUCUACAAGUUCUAGAGCGUUUUUUUUUUUUUUGCUUGUUAGAUGGAGGGGGCAGUCUAGAUGUCGUAAAGAGCGUCGAAGAGGAGAGAACCUUGUUUGUUGUAUGAAUAGCUGAGGCGAUAGACGCAUUAGAUUCCUCAAUGAAUGCUGGCGGUUUGCGCACAUCACAUAAUCCAGGUCCGCAG
Colletotrichum scovillei is the source of this 1288-nucleotide messenger RNA. RefSeq names its product oxidoreductase NAD-binding domain-containing protein. The coding region runs from base 114 to 1118 and encodes 334 amino acids. Lineage: Eukaryota; Fungi; Ascomycota; Sordariomycetes; Glomerellales; Glomerellaceae. The record is from RefSeq and is a predicted model, not a curated record. Gene Ontology annotation, biological process: ergosterol biosynthetic process. Gene Ontology annotation, molecular function: cytochrome-b5 reductase activity, acting on NAD(P)H. The transcript is spliced from 3 exons.